This is a messenger RNA of Chelmon rostratus (copperband butterflyfish), 3534 nucleotides long. RefSeq names its product solute carrier family 19 member 2 (gene slc19a2). The record is from RefSeq and is a predicted model, not a curated record. Gene Ontology annotation, molecular function: vitamin transmembrane transporter activity. NCBI's taxonomy places the organism in Eukaryota, Metazoa, Chordata, Actinopteri, Chaetodontiformes, Chaetodontidae. The coding region runs from base 31 to 1476 and encodes 481 amino acids. Gene Ontology annotation, cellular component: plasma membrane. Gene Ontology annotation, biological process: transmembrane transport; vitamin transport. The transcript is spliced from 6 exons.
UAUGCUGCCAGUAAGUGAUAUGUGGAGGUCAUGCUGUGUGAGUCUAACAUGCCUGUAGUCUACCCGACUCUCCUGCUCUGUGUGUAUGGCUUCUUUUCCAACCUCCGGCCGUCGGAGCCUUUCCUCACCGCCUAUCUGAUGGGACCAGACAAGAACCUGACAGAGACUCAGGUUGUCAAUGAAAUCUAUCCAAUAUGGACGUAUUCCUACCUGGUGUUGCUGUUCCCCAUCUUCUUGGCCACUGACUACCUCUGUUAUAAGCCUGUACUGGUCCUACAGGCCACCAGUUUAGUAGUUACCUAUGUUAUGCUGCUGAAGGUGCAGGGCCUCCUGGCCAUGCAGCUCCUGGAGUUUUUCUUUGGGCUGGCCACGGCCUCGGAGGUAGCCUACUACUCCUACAUCUACAGCGUGGUGGAGCCGGCACACUACCAGAGAGUGACGGGUUACUGCCGCAGCAUCACUCUGUUUGGCUCAGCUGCUGGAUCUCUGACCGGUCAGCUCCUGCUCUCUGUGGCCAAAGUUCAGCUGCUCCACCUUGUCAUCAUCACUCUGGCAUCGGCCUCUGUGGCCUUUGUUGCUCCCUGGUUACUUCCCAUGCCCAAGAGAAGCUUGUUCUUUCACAGUCCAGGAGUAGCAAAGGAGAGGCCACAGAGCAACAGCACAGCACUGCUGGAGAAGACGGAAGAUUCAGAGAGCAAAGUCCCUCUGAAGACUCAGGAUGCCUCUUUGAUAUCCAGGUCCGCUGAGGCAGGAAGUCAUAGAAGUGGUCUUGUGGACGUGCUGCGGAUGUUGUUCAGUGACUUCCUGCAGUGCUACAGAUGCCGCCCUCUGCUGGCUUGGUCGGUGUGGUGGGCUCUGGCUACCUGCGGCUACUUCCAGGUCAUCAACUACGCCCAAGCACUGUGGGAGAACGUUCGUCCAUCCCAUGACUACGAAAUCUACAACGGCUACGUAGAGACACUGUCCACACUGCUAGGGGCUCUGGCAGCUCUGCUGGUGGGCUACCUGCCUGUGUGCUGGUCUCUGUGGGGGGAGCUGGCGCUGUGUAUCCUCUCUCUGCUGAUGGCUGUGUGUGUGUUCGUCAUGGACACGCUGAGGAACAUCUGGCUGUGUUAUAGCUCGUAUGUCCUCUUCAGAGCCACAUACAUGCUGCUCAUCACUGUGGCCACAUAUCAGAUCGCAGCCAGCCUCAACAUGCAGCGCUAUGCCCUGGUGUUUGGAGUGAACACCUUCAUGGCUCUGCUGCUGCAGUCCCUGCUCACUGUGGUGGUGGUGGACUCAGCUGGCCUCGGCCUCGAUGUCUUCACUCAGUUCUUCAUCUAUGGCGGCUACUUUGCUGCCAUCUCUUUGGUCUUCCUCCUCGCUGGGCUUUGCAAAAUGGCCUCCAGGAGGCGCUCCAAGCAGGAGGUCCUGGCCAGCAGCCCAGAAGAAACAGAGUCAGAUUCUCCUCCAGUCAGUGCUGCCAGCUCCUGCUGAUAGCACAUAAUGAUAGAUAUUGAUUGACUUCUCACGUAUUAAAUCAAAUCAAGGUGAGUGAGCACAGGGACUCCACAGUUUCUUUAUUAUGUCAAAGCAGAAAGUGACACAGAAGAAGGUAGAGCCUAAAACUAUGCUUAUUAAAAAGCUUAGAGAUGUGUUGAUCCAUUUUGGUUACUACGUGGCAGAAGAACUCCAGAGCAAGCUGAUCGACACUCAGCCGUGGUGUAUUAUCAUUAUAUUCUUGUUAUGGCUAAUGUGUUAGACUUGCAUAUCCAGCACCCCGUGCUAGGCCACCAUCAUAAAUAUUAAUCUGUUCUUCGUGACUUGCCCGGUUUGGAACGGAGCUGUAGUAGAGGACGGUGUUUACACGCUUUUCAAAUUAUGAUGCACAAACCUGGUGAGGGCACUGAGACUGAACUAUACAGAAAAUGUGCAGUGUAAAGAAAAACAUUGAGUGAGUUGAGACUGGAAUGGAUAGUUCUUUGCAGGUUCACACAUACGAAAGACCCCUUCCACUUCCAACUGUAAUCAUUUGAUUCAGCUCGAGAGAGCAGUGCUGAUCACAGAUAAAAGACGUCAUCUUAUAUGUAUGUCACAGAACUGUACAAUUGUUCAAUAUUUCAUUUCUGACCUUUUCCCAGCUUAUUGAAGUUGAUGCCUUUAUGCGAACGUUAAAAGCUAUAUAAACAUACUACUGGUACCUUAUUAACAAUGCUACUUCUGUGUUACAUUUGACACCAGCCAAAAAAGAUGUUUAUAUUUUAUAUUUAUUGUUUCUUCCUGCAGUUGUCAUUUGUAGUAGUAGUAGUAGUAGUGUGUGCACUGGUAAGGAUUGUUAGUGUCAUGUUUAUCAUCAUUAUCUGUAAUGAACACAAUGCUGUUGAAACUUGAAAUGUUACAUUGCUCACCUGCACCUCAUCUUUGCUGUUGUUGGGCUGCUUCUAUCUGUAGAUGCUAAAUGAUCUGUUCCUGGAUUUGGACAAAGUGCCUUAAAAGGUCAGAAAUACCUGAAGCUGUUUAAACGUUUUUCAAGGAUAAGUUUCUUGACAACAAAUUCAUUGAAAAGACCAAAACCGUCAGUACUCUCUCAAUCCUUUCUCCCUUGCCUACCCUGGAAGUGGCUCUUCACUCCAAGCCCAUCGGUUCCUAAUGAAAACCUAAAUCUUAAAAAAAUGUCUCAUAAAUAUAUAAGCUAUAUUGCUAAAACACUUAUUUCCUAAAACAGCUGGCGACCAUAGUUUUCAAUGAAUGUUACUCAAAUGGGAGGACACAUUUCUUGAGGACUAUUUUCAAAGGUGGACUCAUCCACAUUUGAUAAAUAUUGAGCAUUUGGGGCAGCAGGACAGUGCACGGGGGAUUGAGUCAAAAGAGACGACAGUGUGCAUGUUCUUGGUAAGGAAACAACAUGUCACCUAGUGCAAGGUGAGGUUCAUUGAACAACAAUGGCUGGUAGCCUGCUGCCAUCUGUGUGUGUGAAUGAGUGAAUGAGAGACAAAAAUUGUAAAGCGCCAUAUUUUUAUAUUGCCUAUUUCUUUACCACAAACAGCAUAUUGAUCAGAGUGUUCUAGGUUGUUAUGUAUUCAAACUGAAAAAAAGAGAUACUGUAAAAGUCAGCCAGGUGCUGUGCCAGCCUCUAGUUUUUAACUAAAUUAAUGUGUUUAAUAUCAAUACAGGUGACUGAUAACAGUGGUGGAAACAACUUUCUAAUUGUAGCUCUCAUGUGAAUUAAUGCUGUAUUUGCUCUGCUAUACAAUGACAAUGCAUACACAGUUUCUUUUCAUUAAAGGCAACACUGGCUGUGAAAGAUUUGCUGGCAGAAUCAAGGCCAGUGGCAUUGUGUUACCCAAUGUCUCCACAGGCAAUGACCCAGCACUUUUAUGGAGAUGAAGUGGCCUUAAUAGCACUGACAAAAUGUGCUUCAUGUUAGUUUUUCUGACAAUUUGUGAAUAUAUGUUGUUUUUUUCUUCUUUUUUUCUGAUGCUUUUUACUAUUGCACUAUUGCCCUUUGCUGAUGUGACACUGCAAAUGUACCCACUCUGGGAUCAAUAAAGAAUU